GAGACAGAGAGUGAGAGAGAGAGAGAGAAGAGCGACCAGAGAAAAUGGUGGAUCCUGGGAGAGGUAGAGACACGGCCUCGACGGAGCAAGACCAGCGCCCCGGACAGUGAGCGACAUCCUUCUUUGGGGGGAGAACGGCGGUGCUGCGCAGACUAUGGAGGUAGACGAUCUAAAAGGCCCUAGCACGGACCAGAACGAACCAAAACCAGCAACCAAGAACACGCCUGCCGCCGAGACAAUUGAUUUGGAACAUACAGACGAGGGGAAUGGUACCAAACCAGCGCAAGUUGCCGAAGAAGACAACCGUUGCAAAUCAGAUAGGGAUGGACAAGAUGUCAAAGGAACAAAAAUGGGAAGCCAUUCAGAGCAGCAGCGGACGGAAGCCUUGGGGCAAUCGAGAGGGCGAUGGAUGAAGCAGUGAAGCUCGGAAAAAAAAUUGUCUUCGAACCAGCUGUGGGCAUGGCUUUCAACUCUGAGCAGGAGGCAUACGAGUUUUACAAUGCAUAUUCAUGGGAAGUCGGGUUUGGUAUCAAGUGUGGCAACAAGUACGUCAACGGCAACAAUUACAAAUCCAAACAAGAUAUAUUGUGCUCAUCCGAGGGCAAAGACAGUAAACAAAGCUCAAGAUCAUCCAGGACGCAAUGCCGGGCGAUGGUCAGGAUUCUACGGACCGAAGACGACGGUUGGUACUACGCCACAGUUGUGUUGCAGCACAACCACAUGAUGGCUGAAUCAAUAGGAGAAAGAAAAAUAUGGAAGUGCCACAACCACAUUGACUCAUCGGUUAAAGAGCUAGUGAGUCACCUUCAUCUAAACAAUGUUUCACUCACUAAGGUUGACGGCGUGAUGUCAGAUAUGCAUGGCCGGUACCAAGAUGUCCCUUUUCGGAAGAGGUCUCUGCAAAGCAUGUGUGCAGCAAUAGCACACGAGUCUAGCCAGGACGACAUCAACAAAACUCUUGCUUUGUUUUCAAGCAUGCAAGGUGAGAACAAAGGCUUCUACUUUGCGGUGAAAACCGAUGAGGAAAGAAGAGUAUCCGGUCUGUAUUGGUGCCACCAGAAGAGCAGAGCUGAUUAUACGUGCUUUGGCGACGUCGUGACCUUCGACACAACAUACAAGAGCAACCUGUACGAGAUGCCAGUGGGUAUGUUCGUGGGGGUAAACAAUCACCAUCAAUGCUGUGUUUUUGGCUGCGUCGUUCUCCGUGAAGAAACUGUCGAAUGUUUCGAGUGGGCUUACACAACUUUUCUGUCGUCGGUGGAGAACAAAGUACCACAGACGUUUCUAAUAGGUUAUCUUCUUUUCCCAACAAGCGCAAUGCAAAAAAUGUUUCUUAUUAGGCAUCUAGCAGUCUGUUUUCCCUAUUGCAGACCAAAGCAGGCAGAUGGAGCUUGCAAUAGCUGCUGUCAUGCCAACCACGACGCACCGAUGGUGCAAGUGGCACGUGUUCAAGAAGAUGAAGGAAAAGGUAGGUAAUUUAUAUAGGAAGGGUUCCGAAUUCCGCAUCGAAAUCGACAUGCUGAUCAAUGAGAUGAUGACUGUGGAUGAGUUCGAGAAAGAGUGGGAUACAUUAAUGUAUACUUACGGUCUGGAUAAGAACUCAUUCAUGAAGCAAGUCUAUGAUGUUAGAUAUAAGUGGGCAAAACCAUAUUUGAAGGAUAGCUUCUGCGCGAAAAUGUGCAGCACUCAAAGAAGUGAGUGCAUGAACAAUGUUUUGAAAAGUUAUGUAGCAAGAUCAGCACCCCUGAACAGCUUUGUUGUCCAAUUCAACAAACUGUACGCCGACAGAUGUUCCGAAGAGGACUAUGAGCAUGCCCAUAUA
Triticum aestivum (bread wheat) is the source of this 1822-nucleotide messenger RNA. Its product is annotated as protein FAR1-RELATED SEQUENCE 3-like. Bases 406 to 1476 code for a protein of 356 amino acids. The transcript has 4 exons. The record is from RefSeq and is a predicted model, not a curated record. NCBI's taxonomy places the organism in Eukaryota, Viridiplantae, Streptophyta, Magnoliopsida, Poales, Poaceae.